Molecule: messenger RNA, 3772 nt
Organism: Catharus ustulatus (Swainson's thrush)
Lineage: Eukaryota; Metazoa; Chordata; Aves; Passeriformes; Turdidae
Product: coagulation factor XIII B chain-like
Exons: 11
Coding region: 1229-3109 (626 amino acids)
Source: RefSeq, a predicted model, not a curated record
UGCAUACAAUUUUGAAACCUUGUUUUGUACUACUACCAAAAGCAAUUGUACAAUAAAAUCAGUUAACUGGAUUUUACUGGAAAUUUCACUGGUGCAGUAAUAUAUUGUUGUCACACAACUGUGAAUAUUACAAACAGCAUUCUUCACUCUGAUUAGAUAUUGUAGAAUUCUAUUAAAAGCAGUUGUUUGUGGGGGACAGUAAUGUCUGAUCUAGAGAGGUGUAGAAAAGGAGGCUUGGGCUGUGGAUUUCAAAACUGGUUGGUUUUGGGGAGCUUGAGUCUACUUCAGUAAUGACUUGAGGGAUCAUGUAUGGCAGCAAGAAAAGAAAAUAUAAUUUCUCUGUUUUGUAAAUAUUGCAAGAUAGUGAUGGAACUAACAGGAUGUUGUAAGGGUGAAUUUAGAAAUUCUGACCUUUUAAGGGAGGUGGUCUGUGAGUUUUUUUCUUCUAUCAAGUGAGAAAUACAUACAAGCAUGCAUCUCCUCUGGCUGAAUAGAUUGUGUUCAUUACAGCAUUCCUGUUCAUUCUGUUCUCUUCUGCAUUCUCAGAAUUGCAUUUUCUUAGAGAAAGGCCAAGAUAAUGCAAACUGUAAAAUUAUACCCUCCCAUUCCCAACUUUAAGCAUUAUAUCUCUAAUGAUGCUAAAUCAACUGAUAGCUGUUAGUCAGUGAGGUGACUAUAAAUAAAGUUCAUUUUUUGUUUUGGUUUUGUUUAAAAAAUGCUUGGAAGAUGCUUGCAGUAUUCAACACAACUCAGAUAAUAAUAGUGGCUAUGUUGCUCAUGUAAGAAACUGCAAAAUCAUGAAUAUCUGUAACAUACAACUGCCUGGUUUACUCAGGGGCUAGGCUGGAGGAUGGGAGAAUUGUCUAUCUCCUCUGAUUUCAGCCAAGGUAAAUAAUCUGAUAACAGAAUGCCCUUUAAACUUGGGACUCUGGAGGUUGUGAGGGGACAGUGGAUCAGCAAGUUUAAAUUGUUCCAUAAGCUUGUUACCUGAUUUCACUGUAAAAUGAUAAAUUACAGAUGGCAAAGUGUGUCAAAUGGAAGUAGAAUCCUGCCAGUCUAGUGCUAAGGUCUUUGGAAAACUAAUGUCAAUGAAAAUAGUUUUUUCAGUGAAUUAACUUGUUACAAAACACCAUAGACAUCAAGGCAUUUGUUGAAUACCUUUGAAAAUUCAGUUAAUUAUUUACAAAAGUAAUACUUAGGGAGUUUUCACAGGUGGUGGAAACUGUAGAUGGAGAGAGUAAUGAAGAUGAGAUUUAAAAGCUGUUUUAUCUUCCUAGUUACGGUGUGUUCAGGCAAACUCUUUGCAGAAGAUACACCUUGUGAUUUGCCACAGCUAGAAAAUGGAAACCUUCCCCAGUACUAUUACAGUUUCAAAAGUUACUAUUUCCCUAUGCAUAAAGGAAAAAAGCUCUCCUAUUCUUGUGUGGUUGGCUACACAACUGAAAGUGGGACUCAAGAGGGAAGAAUAACUUGCACAGCAAAAGGAUGGUCUCCAGUGCCACGAUGCUACAGAAAAUGCACCAAGCCUCUUUUGGAAAAUGGCUCUUUUUACAGUACAGAAAUGGACUUCAAAAUCCAUGAGAAAUUGCAAUACAAAUGUAACCCAGGCUACCACACCCCAAGUGGUGCUACUGAAGAUACAGUGCAGUGUCAGCCACAAGGAUGGUCCUUCCAGCCGAGCUGUACUAAAAAACUUGAGUCGUGCCAGGUGCCCAGGCUGCGCCACGGCAGCUACCCGGGUGCGGAGCGGGAGGUGCGGCUGAACGGGACGCUGCGGUACCGCUGCGAGCAGGGGUUCCGCACGGCGGCAGGGAGCGCCUCCGAGACCGCGCUGUGCCUCGCACACGGCUGGGCCCGCGCCCCCAGCUGCACCAGAAUAACUUGCUCCACUUUGAGUGAAGUAGUUCAUGGAGGGUUCUAUCCUAUGAAGAAAGUCUAUGAAGAAGGAGAUGUUGUUCACUUCUUCUGUGACAGGCAUUAUUCUCUCACUGGAUUUGAUUUAAUUCAAUGCUAUGAUUUUGGGUGGUAUCCAGACCCUCCAGUGUGUGAAGAUGUAAAAAAUAAAUGUCCUCCACCACCACUUCCUCGUGGCCAUUUCAGCACAGCCAGAAGGACGUAUCAUAAUGGAGACAAAGUUCUUGUACAGUGUACCUUGGGAAGGAAGGGCUCUGAGGAAAUCCAAUGUGAAGGAGGAAAAUGGACAUCACCCUCUAUCUGUAAUGGAACUGUGGAUAAACUGGAAUCUGGGGCAUCACCACUACUUGAGGAAGAUGCGGAAAUAAGGGCAAGCCAAGCAAGUCACAGUGAAGACAUGAAAAUGCAACAAGAUUGUGCCUCUCCACCUGUGAUUAAAAAUGGGGGUGUCCUGGGCCCAUUGUUGGCAAGUUACAAAAAUGGCUCCUGGGUAGAAUAUGGCUGUCAGCAUUACCACUUUUUGGAUGGACCCAGUAUUGUUUAUUGUGACCAUGGAAACUGGACAGAGCAACCAACCUGCUUAGAACCAUGUAUUCUUAAUGUAACUGAUAUGGACAGCAACAACUUAACAUUGAAAUGGAGACGGGAAAAAUUAAUUUUCCUACAUGGAGAUCUCAUCGAGUUUGAAUGUAAACAGGGAUAUGAUUUUCUCCAGACUGCCAGUCCAUCUCCUGGGAGGACACAGUGUGACCAUGGCAGACUGAAAUAUCCAAAAUGUGUUAUUCAAGCUGCUACAGAAAAAUGUGGCUCUCCACCCUCCAUUGCAAAUGGAGCUCUUACUGUCCCAGUGCUGCCCCAGUAUGACAGUGGCUCUUCAGUUCAGUAUAUUUGCUCUGACUAUCACUUUUUGCAAGGCUCUGAGAGAAUCUACUGCUCUGAAGGACAAUGGACUUCACCACCAGUUUGUAUAGAGCCGUGCACAUUGUCAAAAACUGAAAUGGAGAAAAAUAAUGUGCUGCUGCAAGCAUUCUAUGCAGACCAAGUUUACUUUUACCACGGGGAUUAUGUUGGAUUUUACUGUAAAGAGAACCAUUUUGGAGCAGAAUCUGGCACAACUUUAUUUCAAGUUCAGUGUAAGAGGGGACAGCUGGUAUAUCCAACGUGUGUUGAAAGAGGAAAGCAAGUAGGAACUUGAGGAAAGCCUGUAGGAAAGGUAUGAACAUAUUCUUUAUUUCUUAUUAAAGGUGAAUUAGGGUGGCCUUGUGUUCUCCAGGUCACUCCACUCAGCUUUGGGAAAUGAGUGCUGAGUCUGAGCUGGAGGGGGCGAAGGGAAAGCCUUUGUGGGAUGAGGAUGAGCAGUGCAGCACAGGGAUGCAAUAUUGGCACACACAUGGAGGAAGCUGGAGGAAGGAGUUGUACAUCUUAACAGCCAUCAUGUCUCCCUUCACAGGUAAGGAGCCUCUAAAGGACUGAGCUUGAGGAGCAACAGAAAACAGCAAGUAGAAAAAAAAAAGUUUUUAAGGGAUCUGUAAAACUACUUAAAACCUAAAAGUACACAAAUUUACUGAGAAGUUAAUUAUUUUUAAAAUUAUUUUAAGAAUAUUAAAAUCCAAAUACUUUGUAUGGUUUCCUAUGACACUUAAACAUUAAACUCUUAAGGUUCUGUCUGAGAACAAGUGUGACUACAUCUAGGAAGAAAAUCCAGGAAUAUGGACAAUGUUUGCCUUGAAUCCAUUUUAGUCUGUUUUAAUAAAAAAGUCACUCUAAGGGUGUCUUCUGUCUUUUAUGUCUAAACUCAUCUGUCUGUGAAAUCAUUGCAUGCAUGGCGCUCUGUAUGGCUUUCCAAGGCUUUUGCAAG